Messenger RNA from Monopterus albus (swamp eel), 4594 nucleotides. RefSeq names its product dual serine/threonine and tyrosine protein kinase (gene dstyk). Gene Ontology annotation, molecular function: ATP binding; protein kinase activity. Gene Ontology annotation, biological process: cellular response to fibroblast growth factor stimulus; positive regulation of fibroblast growth factor receptor signaling pathway; negative regulation of apoptotic process. The transcript has 14 exons. Bases 1005 to 3779 code for a protein of 924 amino acids. Gene Ontology annotation, cellular component: cytoplasm. The record is from RefSeq and is a predicted model, not a curated record. Lineage: Eukaryota; Metazoa; Chordata; Actinopteri; Synbranchiformes; Synbranchidae.
AUGCGUCACUCUGGACCCCGCCCUUUCGUACCCUUAACUGGUCGUAUUGACUUUCUGUUUUGCAGUGAUUUGACUGCUUGGACCAAACUAUGCGAUUUGACUCGGGCACACCGCGCCCUGCACCGCACUACCACUGGCUGUCCCCUUUAUCUUCAUCGCCAAAAGAGAAAACAGUCUAUUUCUUGCUGCGGUGUCGCUCGCGGUGUUGAAGAUGUCUGUUUUCUGUUCCGGGCCAGAGUCCGUUUAGUAAGCCUUUUCCCAACGGAUCAUUAUCGGGAUAACGCGACCGUUUUGUCGUGUAAGCUGUUGUUAUUAAGAAGCAACUGGCAAAGGGGGACCUCCUCUUUUUAGCACGGAGCUAUAUGGUAGUGAAACAGUGGCUUGGGAUGUGAAGUGAAUGGCAAUGCAUUUUGUUUUUUUGCCAGACCAAAGCGAGGAAGGACAGGAGAUGCCAUCUAGCUAGCAGUACGUUGUCUGGACCACGGCUAGGUUGCAACACAGACUAUUUAGUUGUCAACCCGUCAGUGGUUAUCCAUUGUUUUUAGACACUCUUCAGUUUGGAACCGGUGUCAUCUAACUAACACAGGAUGCCAAAAAGCGGCUACUGUGUUUGCUAAUUGUUAAACUCUCGUGUCCAGACAACAACAUUAAGUUUAUCUCGCACUCGAGGCUGACGUUAAGCUAAGCUAGCUGUGCUAGUCAGCUUCAACAGCACAACAACAAAAGCCAAAUGCCUAGCCCUUAUUCGCUGUCAUAAGAUCCUGUAUGGGCUGUUGUCUGUCCAGCUCUGAUACUCCAGUGUUAAUGAUAUGUUAAAGGUGCUUUUUUUGAACUGUAAAAUACAGCAUCGCAUAUAUAGUAUAUAAACGAGAGUGCUAACUAAUUAAUAAAGUAUGAUCACAGGGUUUAUUUAAGCAGCUAAGAAGCUCAGUUUUGGUGUUUGGCAUCCGCUAAACUGGUAAAUAAAAAUAAGGAAAAGUCAACAGCUCAGCCUGUUGUUGACAAUGGAGGUAAACACACAACAGAGAAUGACUCCUUUAGCUCGGGAACUGACGAGGAUAUUUAGCAGCUUCAACAAACACUCCCAUCAGUUGAAGAAGAACUUGAAAGAGACUAAUGCAUUCUUCCGAGAAGUAGGGCAGAGCUACAGUAACUCUUGUGCAGCAACCAUCAGCUCGGAUUCAGCUUCUCUGGAGGCAGGUCAGCUCAGCUGCAUUGCUUUCCCUAGCUAUGAGGAAGAGUUCCUACGCAACACAGUGGGUGCUGCCCCAUACAUCCUGAUACUGGGUCAGGACUGUGCUGCCCGCUACCAGCUGCUCAACUGCCUUCUGGGGGAGAGGCUGCUGCCCCUGGGGCCUGAGGCCGGUGAGGCUUGUGAAGGAGUCCAGGGCACUGUCUGCAAGAGGCGGAAGCUGUGUUUCACCCAUGGGAGACAGACACGGCUCAGUUUGGCGCUGCCCGGCCAGUAUGAGCUGGUGCACCAGUUGGCGGCUAACUGUGGUCGCUGGGAUACGGUUCCCCGGGAGGACCUGGAGAUCCAUGAGGAAUGUGAGGACCCAGCUCACAGGCUAGCAGAGCUGGAGAUCACCCUGCAUCACCCACUUCUACAGGAAGCAAAGGUCAUGGUGGUGCCUUGUUCAAGUGUCCAGCCCAUAGAAGAGGCACUGGAAGACUGCACUCGCAGUGUGAUCCCCAUCAUAUUAUAUGCUAUCAACCGGGCCUCCCUAAGCACAGAGCAGGUGGCUGACCUCUUGAAGGUCAAAGAGAUGCUCUCCUUUCCCAUCUGUUUUGUUCGUGUCCCUGCCACCAUGCAGGCAGCCUCCCCGGAAGCUGGCUGCCGUGUGGAGAAGGACAAGGAGAGGGACAAGAGCACCCUCCACGAGCAGUUGCUCUUCCUCGGUUUCCUAAGUAGCCCGACAGGAAACUGCUCCUGUGGCGCUCCUACACAGAUGCCCACCCCAGGUGCCAAGCCCCAGAGUAUGCUGGGAGAGGCAUUUGAAAGACUGCAUCGGUUGCUGGUUCCUUUUGCACGACAAGUGCUUCAAAAUGUGCAGGUGGAGGCUGCCACCCUACUUAAUGGAGUACACUGUCGCUGUCUAGACCUUUUCAUCAACCAGGCCUUUGACAUGCAGAGGGACCUGCAGAUAACUCCUCGCAGGCUGGAGUACACCCGUGAGAAAGAGGGUGAACUCUUCAACUCUCUUAUGGCCAUUGCUAACCGCAAACAGGAAGAGAUGAAGGAGAUGAUUGUGGAGACUCUAAGCAGCAUGAAAGAUCAGUUGCUGGAGGAUGCUGCAAACCUGGAGUUUACAGACAUCAUUGUAACAACUAAUGGAGAGCCUGUUAGUUCGAAGGACAUCAAAUCCUGUAUCCACCAGAUCCAGGAGCUGAUAGUGAUCCGUCUGAAUCAGGCCGUGGCAAAUAAGCUGAUAAGCUCUGUGGACUAUCUGAGGGAGAGCUUUGUAGGAACUCUGGAGCGAUGUCUCAACAGUCUGGAGAAAUCGAACAUUGAUUCUUCUGUCUACAAUAUUACUUCAAAUCACCUCAAACAGUUAUUAAAUGCUGCUUACCAUGUGGAGGUCACCUUUCAUUCAGGAUCUUCUGUCACACGACUUGUCUGGGAGCAAAUUAAACAGAUAAUCCAUAGGAUAACAUUUGUGAACCCUCCUGCCAUCACUACGGAGUGGAAGCGGAAAGUGGCCCAGGACGCCAUAGAAAGUCUCAGCGCUGCCAAACUGGCCCGAAGCAUCUGCUCCCAGUUCAGAACCCGCCUCAACAGUUCCCAUGAGGCCUUUGCAGCAUCGCUGCGACAGUUGGAGGAGGGGCAUACAGGGCGUCUGGAGCGCACCGAGGACCUGUGGCUGCGUGUGCGGAAGGACCACGCCCCUCGACUGGCCCGCCUGUCUCUGGAGAGCCGCUCCCUCAGGGAUGUGCUGCUGCACGGCAAGCCGAAGCUUGGUCGAGAGUUGGGUCGGGGCCAGUAUGGAGUUGUGUACUUCUGUGACAGCUGGGGAGGACACUACCCUUGUGCCUUAAAGUCUGUGGUACCGCCCGAUGAUAAACACUGGAAUGACCUGGCUUUAGAGUUUCACUACACAAGGUCUUUGUCCAAGCAUGAGCGUCUUGUUGACAUGCAUGGCUCAGUGAUUGAUCACACCUACGGAGAUGGCUCAAGCAUUGCUGUGCUGCUCAUCAUGGAGCGACUGCAUAGAGACCUCUACACAGGCUUGAAGGCUGGUUUAUUACUGAAGGAGAGACUUCAGAUUGCUCUCGAUGUGGUGGAGGGCAUCCGCUUCCUGCAUAAUCAGGGCCUGCUGCACAGAGACAUUAAGCUAAAAAACGUCCUGUUGGACAAACAAAAUCGUGCAAAGAUCACUGACCUGGGCUUUUGUAAACCAGAGGCCAUGAUGUCUGGUAGCAUUGUUGGAACCCCCAUCCACAUGGCUCCAGAGCUGUUUACAGGAAAGUAUGACAACUCUGUUGAUGUCUACGCCUUUGGGAUCCUCUUCUGGUAUCUCUGUACUGGUUCAGUAAAACUCCCAGAAGCCUUUGAGAAAUGCUGCAGCAAGGACCAGCUCUGGAAUAACGUUAAGAAAGGAUCCAGACCAGAGCGCCUACCCAGUUUUGAUGAGGAGUGCUGGCAGCUGAUGGAGGCCUGCUGGAAUGGGGACCCUUCGCAGAGGCCCCUGCUUGGUAUUGUGGAGCCCAGCCUGCAAAGCAUCAUGCACCGGCUCUGUGACUGUGAACAGAAAAGCGGCAGCCUCGAGGACUCCACCUGAAAACACUCCAGACAAACUAACACACGUGAGACAGGGAUUCUGAUCAGAAGAGUAUUUCUCUUAUAUUUAUGAAGAACGGAGCAGAACAGAGAACUUCUGUAGCACAGGACAAUGUUUGACUUGUCCUCCUUGUUCACAGUUGUUGGAUUUAGAUUAUUUAUGAGGAGCUGAUACAGACCACGUUUGCAAAUAUGCGUUUUAUUGGUUGUGCUAUGUAUUUGUAUACAUACUCUACAAUAUGCUUUUGCUGAGCUAAAUGUUGCUUUGUCAUAGAAUUGUUAGAAGAUUCAUAUUGUUUUAAAAAAGUAGUCCAUUCCCAGUAUUACAAAAAAAUACAUAUACAGUUUAAAAGAUUAAUUUUAGAUUGUAUUUAAACUGAACAUUUUUGCAUCUACACAAAUACUUUUUUAAAAUAAAAUUAUCUGUUAUAUCAAAUGUUAAAAGCUAUUGUUGGGUUAUUGAAGAUUUUUCAGCAGUGUUAGUCACAACUUAACUUGUUUCUCAAUGUGAAAGGUAUGAAAAGAUGACAUUUUUCAAGUUUUUCCCCAGUAAUUUCGUCAAAAUAAAAACUUUUGUGUGUGUGGUGGGGUGGACUUCUAUGUUUGGAAUUGGUCCUAAAUUACAAAAUCCUGGAAAUGUUACCUUGAAGAUGUUUCAGCUCACAGCACAAGAAGAAACACUACUUUGAGGUUGUUACUAUAAAAUGUGUGCAUGUAUAUGCUGGUAUAUUUGAUUUAGUCUCUGCGUCCGGCAUGUGUGCGAUGGCAAAGCUGGAGAAUCUGAAAUCCCCUAAAGUGUAAGUGCCUUUUUUUUUU